Messenger RNA from Chenopodium quinoa (quinoa), 2335 nucleotides. RefSeq names its product clathrin interactor EPSIN 1-like. Bases 242 to 1969 code for a protein of 575 amino acids. Gene Ontology annotation, biological process: endocytosis. The record is from RefSeq and is a predicted model, not a curated record. Gene Ontology annotation, molecular function: clathrin binding; phospholipid binding. NCBI's taxonomy places the organism in Eukaryota, Viridiplantae, Streptophyta, Magnoliopsida, Caryophyllales, Amaranthaceae. The transcript is spliced from 12 exons. Gene Ontology annotation, cellular component: clathrin vesicle coat; endosome; plasma membrane.
AUCAUGUAAAUAUUCUAUCCAAAAAAAAAACCAAAUUUUUUUUUUAAAAAAAAUAAUAAAAAAAAAAUAAAAAAAUCAUACAUUUUCAAUAAAGAAGGUGACGAUAAUACGUUCAUUCUUCAAUUACAAUUCGCAAUUUCAUGGUUUCAAUCCUCCAUUAAAAUAACUUCGGAAUCUCCAUUGAUUGCUCUCUCUCUUCUUGAACCACCGAUUCUCGCUACUCAAUAAGAUCUCAAUCAACAUGGAUUUCAUGAAGGUUGUCGAUCAAGCUGUUCGCGAAAUAAAACGAGAGGUGAACUUGAAGGUAUUGAAGGUUCCUGAGAUCGAGCAAAAGGUGCUGGAUGCAACUGAUAAUGAGCCUUGGGGUCCUCAUGGAAGUGCACUGGCAGAAAUAGCUGUAGCCACCAAAAAAUUUUCUGAAUGCCAGAUGGUUAUGAAUGUUCUCUGGACAAGAUUGGGAGAAACUGGCAAGGAUUGGCGUUAUGUUUAUAAGGCACUGGCUGUGAUAGAGUAUCUCAUUUCCAAUGGAUCUGAACGAGCUGUUGAUGAGAUCAUAGAACAUACUUUUCAAAUCUCAUCGCUCGCAAGCUUUGAAUAUGUUGAACCAAAUGGAAAGGAUGUGGGUAUCAAUGUCAGAAAGAAGGCAGAAAACAUUGUAGCUCUUCUAAAUAACAAGGAUAAAAUAGAAGCAGCCCGGAAAAAAGCUGCUAGUAACCGUGAGAAGUAUGUUGGACUCUCAUCUACGGGGAUGUCGUACAAGUCAAGUUCAGCUUCUUAUGGUGGUGGCGGUUCCCAGAGCAGCAACAGGUAUGGAGGCUUCGGUGGCAGAUAUGAUGAUGAUGGUUACAAAAGCAGAGAUGAAGACUAUUCUGGGCAAGAUAAAUUUGAGAAAUUUGUUCCCAAGUCUUAUCAAGGAGCUUCUGCUGAAAGGAAAACAGCUCAUUAUAGCAGCAAAAAUCAGGAUCUUCCUUCGGCAGGUUCUGCAAAAGAUGAAUACUCUUCCGUUUCACAACAGAAUGCUAACACUCCUUCAAAUGGUCAGUUAGAUGAAGAUGAUGACGAUUUUGACCCUCGGGGAACUUCUGCUACAAAGCCUGCUCCUGCAAGUACACAACAAGUGGAUCUGUUUGGAGAAAGUUUAAUUGGAGACCUCUUGGAUGCACCUACAAUUACUCCUCCACAAAGCAAUGCUGUAAGUAGCAAGUCAUCCGAUGUUGAUCUGUUUGCAGAUGCUGAUUUUGUUUCAGCUGCCCCUCCAGUGGAAGGAAGAGGGAAUUCUCAAACUCAGGCCAAUAUUGAUCUAUUUGCUGCCCAACCUGCACCAUCCACUGCACAACCAGCACCAUCGGCUGCAGUGUCUUCAACAAUGGACUUCUUUGCAGCAUCUGUUCCACCUACAAAAUCUGAAAACACCGGGCCAUCAAAUGUGAAUUUUGUAGAUCCGUUUGCAACUAUUCCAUUGGACAGUUUUGAUGGAUCUAAUGUUUUUGGAGCUUUUGCUGCUCAAACUGAUCAAUCAUCUGCAGCACCCACAGAAAAUCCCCUUGUGAAUAAUGCUGCGUUGGAUUUGAAUACCAAAUCCGCACCUCCAAAAAAGGACAAUUUCCAGGUUAAAUCUGGAAUUUGGUCUGAUUCUUUGAGCCGUGGACUGAUUGAUCUUAAUAUAUCUGCUCCCAAGAAGGUAAAUCUGUCGGAUAUUGGUAUAGUUGGUGGUUUAAGUGAUGGUUCAGAGGAGAAGCAGAAGGCACCUGCGACAUCAUAUAUGGGUAUGGGUAUGGGUGUGGGUAUGGGUAUGGGUUUGGGUACAGGUAUGGGUAUGAGUAUGGGUAUGGGUAACGGCACAGGUACGGGUUUGGGUACGAGUACUGGAUUUGGUGGAACUGGUGUUAAUCCAACAACCGGCGGGGAUGAUUUUUUCUCAAGCUUCACCAGCAGCAGCCAGUAUCAGUUUGGUGGCUUCCAGAAAUGAUACAAUCCGUUUUAAUUGGAUUCUUUUGGUGACCUCAAUAUUUGUUUGUUUGAUGGGAGGCUUAAUUUUCAAGCAUUUUUUCAGCAUGGUGGUCUAGAUUACUUUUCUAAGAAUGCCAUAUUGUGUUCUAAUAUUUCAUCAAAGCGAGUUAUAGAGCCUAUAAUGCAGAUUAAUGAGGAGCUUUAUUUUGAGUGCAUCCGCUACUCUGUAUGUAAUGUUGUAUGUACUUGAAAAGAGGGAUUUGAUGUCUCGAUUCUGUUCUGUGUUCUUGUAUUUGAAAUUUUGAAUGAAUUGCGUUUAUAUGCUGUAUAAAAGAGCUACGAUUCAUAUGAACCAAAUUAGUAGAGUAUAUGAUUUUUCAGAAAA